AUUGGAACUUUAUUCUGAGCAUGCGUAGUGAACAGUUGCAAAACAUCAGAAAUUCGAUGAUUUUUUGUAUAAUUAUUUUCUUAAGCUCAGCUACUCUAACUUGAAUUUUUUUAUGUUUAAUAUUUCAAACUUUUUGUAAAACGUAGCGAUUUGCUUUAGAGUUGGCAGAUACAUCUUUAUAUUAUAAAUUUUGUUGUUGAAAUUAUGUUUUUUAACGAAAACUUUUAAAUCAAAAGGUGAUAUUUUUUUCUUGAAAUGUUCUGUUUUUUAAUCAGCUAUAUUACAAUAAAACGAAUUUUCUGUAGCUGAAACUAAGUUGUUUUGUUUUCUUCAUUUUAUUGAUCUCUUUUUAAAGUUGAUUCUAGAGACCGGUAAUUUUUUUUAAAGGCACAUUUUUUAUUUAUCUGACGUAACUGCUUUAUUUAGAAAUCUUUUAAACAUGGACCAUGCAACCAAAUUAAAUCUAAUUUGUAGAAUAUGCAAAGAAGAUAUAAUAAAAGAUCCAGUUGAUAUAAAUAAAUAUUCCGAAAGAAUCGAAAAUUCCUAUUAUAUAAACACCAGCAUUGAUAAUAAGAAAAUUCACCCACAAAAGAUGUGUAAUAGAUGCUAUACCAAUUUAAGGAACAUUGAAAAAGGUUCAAGUUCUAGUAUUAAACCAGUUGAUUGGCCUUUACCAUGUGCAGGCAAUUGUUCUUGUUUCCCCAAAGUUGUUGGAAGAAAAGUUAAAAAAUGUAAACCUGGUCGACCAUGUGUCAUGGAACAAAAAAAGCAACGCAAAGUAGCUAAAUCUUGGUCUGGAGAAGAUUGGGUAGUUUGUAAUGCGCCAUUUAACUUUCCUUUAAAGGAUUCUAUUGAUUCAUUUGAAAUAAAAAAUGCUCCUUGGGGAUACAUUAAAGAUUUUCCAUCUCAUAUAAUAAACAAACUGAACCUGCUAAAAAACAAAAAUUUGCUACAGCAUUCCAAUAUAAAAAAUGAUGAAAUUCACAUUAAAAUUGGUAGUGAUUAUGGUGGUGGAUCCUUUAAGAUGUGUUAUCAAAUCGUGAAUGUUGAUAAGCCGAAUGCCAAGAGAAACACAAGUGUUUUUAGUAUUUUUGAAGCGAAAGAGUACAAACCCAACCUUGUUGUGGGUCUCUCAAGGUUUACACCACAAAUUAAUCAAUUGCAGUCACUGUGUUGGAAUGAGAAAAAAAUAAGAGUAUUUAUCUUUGGCGAUUACGAAUUUUUAUGUUCAGCAUAUGGAAUCACUGGUGCAAAUGGUCGACAUGCUUGCUUGUUUUGUCAUAUAACUCGUGAAGAGAUGAAAAUGAAUCCUUCUCAACAAAAGCACAGUUGCUCCAAGCGUACUCUGGAAACACUUCAUGCAGAUUUCCAAAAUUUUAUUCAAAAAGGUCGAAUACCAAAAUUAGCAAAGACUUGUAACAAUGUCAUUGAUUUGCCACUUUUCAAUAUUCCAUUAACACAAGUAAGCAUUCCAUCAUUACAUAUCUCAUUGGGAAUUUAUCUUAAAUUUUUUAAUAUGCUUGAAGAUGGCUGUCAUCUCUUAGAUGUAAAAAUUGCAGCAAAAAUGUGUAUGACAAAUCAAACUGUAAACAACAGAAAUUUUGAUGAGUAUAUUGCACUUCAAUUAAAAAUAUAUGAAGGAGAAAAAGUUAUUAAUGAAUAUUGUGAAAAAAUAACUCUAAUUCAUGAAGCAAUGGCAAUACAUGUUCUACGUUCUCCUGAAAAUAAAGAAAUUAUUUGUGAAAUAUUUCAGCCCAGAGUAGCCCAUUAUAUGGAGAAGAAAAAUGCUAAGCUGAUUGAAUUAGAAGAGUUAAGAUCUAAAACAUUUGAAAAAUCACAUGGACCACUUGUGAAAAAACUUGAUGAAGUUCUAUGCGGUCUUCAUGUUCAAAGACAAGCUUAUCAUGGAAAAUGUUUUAUUGGAAAUCAUGUUCAUAAAAUGUUGAAGCUAAACAGUAUUCUAGAUCUUUGUAAUUCAAUACCUAAAAUAGUAAGUGAUCUUGGAUUUAUUGGUACAGAUGUUCAUAACGAGGCGAAGGUCUUGAGUAAGAAAUUUGUUGUUUUGUUCUCCAAAUACUCGACAUGCUACAACUUUAUGAAUUCAAGUGAAAUAAUUAACAAGAAUCCAAUAUCAGAAUUAGAAAGAGCCAUUGAUAAAUUAAUGAGUUACUUUCGUAAAACAUGGCCCAAUGAGUCCAUUACUCCAAAAAUGCAUUUGUUAGAAAGUCAUUGUGUUGAUUUUAUUAGAAAUUGGAAUUCGGGUCUUGAUAUUUAUGGAGAGCAAGGUUUAGAAAGCAUGCAUGCCGAAUUCAACAGUAUGAACAGCACAUUUUGUCAUAUGAAAGGAAAGCAAAGACUGAGAAGUAUUUUGUCCAAUCACUAUAUCAAAAACUCUCCAGAAGCUUUAAUAAUUAGACCAACUAUUAAAAAAAGAAAGCCUUAUAAAAGAAAAGCUUGAAACGUGAAACUUUAUAGAUGAAUUUUAAAAUCAAAAAAUGUAUAUUAUAUAACGAUUUAAUUUUUAAGUGUG
Messenger RNA from Hydra vulgaris (swiftwater hydra), 2530 nucleotides. The record is from RefSeq and is a predicted model, not a curated record. Lineage: Eukaryota; Metazoa; Cnidaria; Hydrozoa; Anthoathecata; Hydridae.